GCAUAAUCGCCGGAUGAAUCUGGUUGUUGUAAUCAGCAGCGAAACGGCGUGAACUCAAAUUGUGAAUGUUGUGGGUUUACUCAUUGACACGUUUUGUUCACGUGACGAACCUCACUUAUUGACUGUGUCGGGUGGUCGUUGGUUAACGACACAUUUAUAUUUACGCGUUCUAAGCCAAACCUCCCCCCCCCCUUUAUUAUGAGGAAAGGAAUGUAUUGACGUUUCGACCAUCCGGCCUUGCGAAGGAAAACAUGGAGGUUCACGGGGUGAGCAUCGCACGUAGGUUCAGUGGGCGAUGCUGCGCUGUGAGCAGUGGCCUCGCGAUGAUGAAGGUACCCACGACAACUCCUGCGAUAGACACACGCGCUGAGGAUGGGUGCUAAACUCGACUCCACGGGCAGCGGACGACAUUGUUUGAAUGAAACUAUAAAUGACAUGAAUGUUGAAAUUGUUGAGCGUAGUUGUGCUUCGUGUGGCGCUGCUUGAACCGAUUCAAUUGAGAAAAGUUUUCCGCGUGGGACGCUCGUUGCAGCGGCAUUUGUUAUCCAUGAAGGGCCAUUUGUUAAGUUUUCAUCAUCGCAAACUUUAUCCAAACGGGAGUUCCCUUCCUUGCCGUUGGUGCUCCAGUGCUACACAUCAAAAGAUGCCGGGGCCAUUUCUGUUGCUAACUGUGGAAAGCCAGAAAAACAACAACAAGGGCCACGUACGUGCGUGGGCCAACCGCAAUGGCACACUCGUCGAGGGAGAAGAGCUGCAGCUGAGCUGCCACGUGGACCACACGGACGGCUCGCCCAUCCAGUGGUCCAACCCGGCGCAGCAAACUCUCUUCUUUGAGAACAAGAAAGCCUUGAAGGACGUGCGCAUCGAGCUGGUGCGGCACACGCACCGCGAGCUGCACAUCUCCGUUUCUAACGUGACGCUCUCGGACGAGGGCGACUACACGUGCGCGCUCUUCACUCGGCCAAUCCGCCUCGCCUCCACCUACGUCACGAUCCUCGUGCCCCCGAAGCAGCCGGUGAUGUCGAGCAUCCAGGGGCCGAUCGAGCAGGGCGACCGGGUCCGCCUGACAUGCCGGACGCGAGGCAGUAAGCCCGUGGCGAACAUCCGAUGGUUUCGUGGAAACAAAGAGAUCGAAGCGGGCGAAACGACGUGGGAGGUGGAGGAGAACGGCCGCACGAGUUCGCUCGUGAGCCACGUGGAGUUUUUGGCCGCCCCCGAGGACGAUGGGGCGCCGGUCACGUGCCAGGUGGAGCACCCGGCCCUGCGGGGUGGCCCACCCCUCCGCUCGCACCGCACCCUCGAAGUUCUGUACAAACCCAUCAUCAACAUCAUCGCUUCCAGCAGAAGCGUCCGCGAGGGAGACAAACUGGAGUUGAUCUGCAACGCCACGAGCAAGCCCAGCCCCGAGCGGGUGCAGUGGGUGCGCGUCGACGGCGAGAUGCCCGAGCGCGCCAACGUAUCGGGCACCAAGCUGCUGUUGGCCGCGCUCAACAAGACGGACAACGGCACGUACCGCUGCGAGGCGAGCAACCGCGUGGGCUCCUCCACCGACGAGUACACCCUCGUCGUGCAAGAUCACCCCAAUACAAUCCAUCCCACCGCCAGCUCCCCUGCAGCAAAGCCGACACGUGCAGAUAUGGUGCCACUGGCGGCGCGCGGGGCGGACCACGCGGUGGUGGGCGGCGUCGUGGCGGUGGCGGUGUUCGCCACUCUCUGCCUGCUCGUCAUCCUGGGACGCUACCUGGCCAGGCAUAAAGGAACGUACCUGACCAACGAGGCGAAGGGUGCCGAGGGGACUCAAGAGGCGGACACUCCAAUCGUGGGAGCGGACGGCGCGCAGAACAACACGGAGGAGAAGAAGGAGUACUUCAUUUGACCUUGCGGGAAAGAAAAAAAAAUCGCAUAAAUAAAACCACAACAGAGGGGGCUGAAAAUUGAUGCCAAGGCCCCCCCCCCCGGAACAAGGGGUUGGUGCCGGUGUUGCGAGCGUCCGCUGUUUAGGAUGAGCGUGGUCAUUAAUUUUCAGUUGCCCCCGUUAAAUCUGAAGGAGCCAAAAGUGUUCGUGCCCGCGUUGUUGUUUUCACACCGUUUGGAGUGGCAUUACGAUUGGGAUACCUUCUCACUCCGUCGCGGCUCUGAGGGAAACAUACAAUAAGUCUGAAAAUAUUUUUUUUGAAAUUUAUGACUGUGGUUAAACAAAAUAAAUGUGUGUACGCCGCCUAUUUUCCAUUUCCUAAAAUGUACCACCCAAAAGUAGAUGAGUUCUCAUCACACCGUAAAGUUUGUUACUUGUAUAAAAUGAAUCACAUUGGCGUUCAAUGUGUGGCACGUGAAAUCCCCCCCCCCCUCUGCACAACAUCUUGAAAACCCCUCCGGAUCUUGCGUUAGUAGCUCUUGAUGCUCACACACGGGGUAUAGUAUUCACACUCAUCCUCUUCAUCUAAAUGACUUUGCACAGGUAGAGCAUGCGAAUUAGCGGGAGGUGGAAAUGAAUUUUGAAACGGGCAUCACCUAGUUACUGGGAAACUUGAAGAAACGUGUAAAAAGAAUCCUCUCAAAAGACAUGUCUUUUAAAUGACCGAUGUAAUUGCUGCAUACAAUUACAAAUCGACCUUGAGUCAUUUUGAAUCCAUUGGUUAAUUGUUCAACACAUUUUUUUUCGUGCACGUGCUGAUAAUUGGAUGUUGUAUAUUUGGCUAAGCGGUUAAAUGUCUAAUCAUCGCGUUUAACGGGCAAACGUUAGUUUAAAUUUUUUUUAGAUGUUUAAUGAGGACAAACAAUUACAACUUAAAAUUAGAGUCAAACGUUGCUCGUGUAAAUGUUUGCCCUGCGGUGUAUCGAAAUCUGGGGAACCAUCUGGAGUUCUGGUGGUGUAUGGUGGUAGGGAAGAUACACAGUCCAGGCCAUUCAUCUGCACAGCAUACAGCGCGCGUGUGCGUAGACACUUCAGUAUUGAGGGCAUGCAAUUGCUGUCAACUAAACCAUUGCUAUGUGUGUGAUUGACUCAUCGCCUGUUGCAUUUGUGAAUCACAAAUACUUUCUUGAAAUAUAGAAAAAAUAUUUAAAAAAAACGGCAUGCGUGACAUGCGGGGGGUCCGUAAAAGUUUCAACGAUUAUAAAAAAUAAUUAUAAUUAGACAGCAGUUGGAAAGCGUGUGAAUUAAAUGUCAGAGUUGUGAGAAAGGUAGAAUAGUGGUUUGCCAAAUUUACAACAGAAGCAUUCUAAAUAAUCCCACUUGAGAUGGACUCUCUCAAAUCUGGAUUCGAUGUGCAUCGCCAAUACACGUGGACACACGUGUGGAUGGUAAUUUGAGGGAUGCAUUUCGUACAAUGAAACGUUUGUAUGGGGCGCCACAGUGGCGAGAUGUUAACUACCUUGCCUGGUAUACAGAAGGUCGUGUGUUCCAUCCCGACCCUGACGCCUGCUGUAUAUUUGGAGUUUUCAUGUGUUCCCCGUGUUUCUGUGGAUUUUUCUCCGAGUCCCCUGUUUUUUUCCCUCCACGUUUAGAAUCAACAUGCAUUUCGAAUAUUUGGCUACUUUAAAUUCCCACAUGAUGACAAGCCACGUCGUUGUGCUAUCAUUUGUGGCCAGGUUGCUUCUAAAAAAAGAGCGAUAUAGUUCAGUGGGCCUUACCUGGUCAAAUAAAAUAAAAUACUUUUGUUUUUUAGUGGUAUAUAUGUAUGUUGAACUUCUUUUGCACCGUACGUAGCCAACCCGUGCUAAUCGGAGGUGCGUGAUUUGAAUCGGCUGGUAAAGUCGUCAUCGUCAGCAACUGCUUGCCCAAGCCACCCGCCCCACCUGACGAUCCUGCGAUGUAUUAGUCCGCAUCGUUCCCGCACUUGAACUGCAUUCAUCUCAUUCAGUGGACAGCCUCUCAGACGAUUCCAUUCCUCGGGCUGCCACUCGUCGGGCUAAAACUGCUGUCUAGUUAAAACCCUUUAAUAACGGACGGUAACUUGCGGACACGUUGUUGGGUAGUGCGCGUUUCUUCACCUCGUGUUUUUAUUCGUCAUUAGUUUUAUGCAAAUUCACUGCUGUUUCUCUAAAAAUAAUUCCGUAAUGAUGACAAUGCUCAGUACCCUGCUGGCAGACCACAUGUCACAAGUGGAAUCGCGGUCUGUGUUGAACUGGUGAACAUUUCAAAAUUUGGAGGUCAUUUUGGCAGUUUGGUGUCAUCGUGGUGAGUUGGUAAAACUUCUUUAAAAAUGAUACAUCCCGUGUCUUGAAAAAUGAUAAGAGCAACGAUGUGUGAAUAUGAAACAAGGAUGAUGGAGGAAAUGGAAUAUAUCAGAUUACACAUUAAUGCAAAGCGGCCUGAAGAGUUUGGAAACUUUAAAUGAAAAAAAUGAAAACUCCUAACACACUCGUCUAGUACUGUAGCGAUUUAAUUUGCAAUAUACACGCGGCAGUGAUACGUUCGUGAAUGUAACUUGUACACUUGUAAAAUGAUGGGCGGAAAAACACAAACACCACAUUGUGCUAAUGGAAUCAUAAGCACCACCAUUUGUAGAACGCACUCUCCUUGUGUGUGCGAUUGUUUGGUGUUCCCGUGAAGGAGUGGGCAUUGCAUAACGCUUCGCUGGGUGUGGCACUUCUAUUUCACGAUGGUUAUUACACAAUGCGAGUAGAAGGUUUUUAGAAAGAAAAAAAAUAGUACAACGCAUUGUUAAUAGAACUGAAAGUGAGCAUAAUAGCGGCGUGCGUCGCAUAUUUGGGAUCUUGCUUUGUUGAUCCCAGUUGAAAUUGAUGCCGGCUGCCAUAUGAGCUAGUAACACGCAGAAUCACGAUAUUUAUUUAUGCUGCAGGAGGAAUCCGAUAAGCUGCAAAGCUCUUUUUCUCACAGGUGUCCAGUCGGGGCGGGUAAGAACGUUGCAACAACAAACAAUGCAAAACAAAACACGAUAGGAGUGCAGAGAACGGGAAAGGAAAAGAAAUCACCUGAAAAACAUACACAGUUUCCCAACACGCAUACAAACACAAUUACGCAUGAUGCAUACACCGUGUCACAUACAUAUGUGCACAUUGAAACAAUAUAUACAGUUUAGACAAUAUACACAUGCACAAGAUAUAAUGUGUAUAUGCACAGCAUUUAAAUACGGUUUACAAACCCAUGACAUUUUACCUAAAAACAUAUUCUUUGGAACACAAAAUUUAUCAACCGUGUGUCCUUGAUUUGUUUUAGUAAUUUAUAUUUUGCAUACAUUUCUGAGAUAUGCACAGCUUGGAUAACAAUUACAGCCGUAUACCCCUAAUGUUUAUAAGCGGAACAAACAAGAAAACAGAAUACAAUUUCUAUAGUUUGUGCAAAUAUUGUUGGCUUCCCUAAAACAAUGUCUGUGUUUGUUUUUUUAGCGUGGUGCGUGGGGGCACCCUUAGGCAGACACCGCUUGCGACGUCUUGUGCAUUGCCUUGCCGUACACGUUUUGCCACGUUACUCUGUGUGCGCUGUAGGUGUGUACAGUACUUGUAUCGCGUAAUAUUACAAAACGUAUUCACAUUUGACCGACGGACGGAAACAGUUGAUCAAAAAUGAUCAAAACAUUUCUUUGGAGAGAGAGAGGACGGGGGGGGGGGGGUCCGAGCUUUGUUCGGGGGUAAUGCGCGCGGUAUUUAAUAUUACCCUGUUUUCUGUGCAAAUUACAUUAUUGGUUUACGGAUAAUACGACCCCCCGCUCCCCCCCCCACCCCCCUGUGUUAUCGCUGGACCUAUAUAAAUAUAUUACCGGAAGUUUAUAUAUAUAAGUCUAUAUCGUGAACACUGAACCCCCCGGUUUGCGUUUCCCCGUAACAAGAUGAGAAAAAACCCGGCUCGCGUGAAUAUCCGUGCGUGUUUGCUGUGUGAAGGGACGCAAUCUGGCCCUGCGGAUUGCCUUCGGUGUGAAGAGUUCCAGUUCGAGGCAAUGCGUUGGUUGUGUUUUUUUUUGUUUGGACCGCGUCCUCUCUAUAUCUAUGUAGCGUUAAGCAGGUUCUUUUUUUUGCACUUCGAAAAACCAGGCCACACUGCGUGAAUUCACUGCUCAUUUCGUUCUUGCAUCGCCCCCCCCCCUCCUUUGGCGAGUCUUGAACGGAGGAGAAACAAGACGAGCGAGCGGUCGGUCACGGGAAACUUGGAAUGGGUAUUUUUGGUUGUGUUUUUUUAUUAUUACUUUACGUAGCUGCCCGUCCACCGUAUUUUUACUCAAUAAAUCAAGGCUAACA
This is a messenger RNA of Lethenteron reissneri (Far Eastern brook lamprey), 6198 nucleotides long. RefSeq names its product cell adhesion molecule 2-like. The record is from RefSeq and is a predicted model, not a curated record. Gene Ontology annotation, biological process: homophilic cell-cell adhesion. NCBI's taxonomy places the organism in Eukaryota, Metazoa, Chordata, Hyperoartia, Petromyzontiformes, Petromyzontidae.